Molecule: messenger RNA, 2172 nt
Organism: Cyclospora cayetanensis
Lineage: Eukaryota; Apicomplexa; Conoidasida; Eucoccidiorida; Eimeriidae
Product: myosin-1
Exons: 8
Coding region: 1-2172 (723 amino acids)
Source: RefSeq, a predicted model, not a curated record
AUGUCGCGCUCCUCCUCAAGGCGCCUAUCAUUGGGCACACUCAGUUCUCGAGGUUCUGUCAACUCCUUUCAAGUUGCUGGCUUGGAAUUCAAUAGGAACAAACAGGGAGAACUGGCGCAAGCCAUGCUUUCUGAGGUGGAUGAGAUACUCAGGGCGUAUGAUGCCGAGCUUGGAGCGGUCCUUCCCAAGGCUCAGUGCUCCCGUCGGCGAAGCUUGUCAGAUGAUCGUUUUCCGAAUGCUCAAGCAAAUGCUUCCUCCUCCCUUGACAUUACUUUUGAAUCAUCAGUUGACUACAGUUCUUUGUCUUCGAUGAUGAAUGCAGGACGGUCUGAGAGCAGGCGUCAUUGGGGUCUUUGCCAGUCGGAUAUAUUUCGCAUGCAGACUUCAGCUGCUCAGCCAGCUUCCACGGACCUUCAGGUGGACGGGGAUGCAAUAAAUACGCUUUUGGCGAAAGUGCAUACACUUUUGUCUACGCAGAUGGCUCCAAAGAUUCAGGAAUUGAUGACGGAGGUUGCAGAGCUUCGUAGGCACAACGAACUCUUAUCCGAAAAACUCGAACAGCAGAGACAGCGCAACGAAAAGCAGCUUGAAGAGUUUGAAGAGCUCCAGUCAGAACUCCGGGCCCAUGAGGCUCAGCAAAAAAAACAGAAGAGCUUUUUGAAGGAGUUGGACAUCUGUCAAAGCGAAAACGCGAUGCUGAAGGUGGAACUGAAGAAUUUGCACGUCCUCAUUGCAAAGCAUAGGGAUCGCAAGUCGGCCCAGUCUCCACGACAAGCGCAUCAAGAAGAUGCGACUGACUAUCAGAAGGCCUCCAACGAGUGGCUCAGAAAAGAGAAUGAGGAUCUACGCCACGAAGUGUCGCGUCGUCGUGUUGAGAUGGCUGAAAAGGAAACAACGAUUAAUCAGCUCAUGGAUGCUAUCAGGUCUCUCUCGUGUACUGAGAGUCGGAAAUGGUCAAUGCAACGCAGGAAAUCCUCUGUGCAAUGCCUUCCGGAUUCCCCUCGCUCUCCGCAGUCACUAGCCUCCUCUAUAUCGCCAGGUGUCGUCUCACUGGAUUCUCAAGUAGGAGAAGCGUUGUGUCUGGAAGGACCAAGGGAGCGAUCCCGCAGCAACAUACUUGACAGGGUGGGCUUUGCAGCUCCUUCAGUCAUGUCAGGCUCGGUUACCACACUAGCAGAAGACCUAAGCUUAGCGUCCACCCCAGCGUCGGACAGUUCAAGUGGACCGCCUGUGGCCUUAAUCUUGCCUGCUGAGAAGCGCAGCAGCUUUAGAGGAGCUGUGCAGCCUUCAACGCUACGCCUGGCAGUCAAAAAGACAAAUUUAGCACCCAAACAUAUUCAGCUAAAGGAGGCCAGUGGACUGGCGAGCGACGGGAGCGAAUUGCAGCAGCAGCUUAGCAACGCAUUGGAAGCCAUGGAGAGAGCUUUGUUUGAACUGGAGGACCUACGUUCCUCGCAACUAAAAGAAACCGCUAAACUGAAGACAGAUAUGGAUUUCUCAAAGCAAGCUUUCAUUCAAGCAAAAGAGCAGAUACGCACGAUGACCGAAGAGGCGGAGAGACUGAGGAAUGAAUGCCAAGCAGCAAGGGCUGAGCAACGCGAGGCCCAGACAAAACUGGAUGAAUCAACUAGGCAGUUACGUGAGAGCUGUAAGAAGGUAGGGGAGCUUCAAGACACUUUGGAGAGGAUGCACAACGCAAAAGAAGAAGCUCAGAGGGCUGCAAACGACACAAGCUUACGGCUCACUAAUGCGUUGCAGUCAGCUGAAGGCCAGGCAGUAAUUUUCCGUGACAAGAUUUCGAAUCUCGAGGGAAUGCUCACAUCUCUCCGCCCCAAACAGGGGAGCUCUGGAACUCUAGAGCCGGCGAUUUAUCAGGUGACUCCCCGGGAGGCUUUUGACAUUCAGGACGAUACCCGUGAUGUGUCAAAGCUGGGAAGUGGGACUGCGAACCUGUGUUUGUUACAAGUAGGUCAAGCAAGCGCCUCUCGACCUAGUGCUUGCCCAGUGCAAACCAGCUGCAGCAGUGGGCAGCUACAGCUACUUGAGGCGCCUGUCCAUGCAGAGGAGCUGAGCAUUAUUUCCCAGGUCCCAAAUGUUGGCUGUUGUUCGCCUUUUGGAUGCUUAAAUAUCUGGUCACAAGAGUCUGAAGGCCCUACAGACCAAACCGCCUAA